UAAUAUCGAAGAACGAUAAGGCCCGAUAGGUUCCGAAGAUUUUUCCUUGUUUUUCCCAACAUUAUUAACAACAAAAUAAUAGCGGGCCGAAUUGCGCAUAAUACAAUUGCAGUCGCCCGCAGUUGCCAGCAUUGCAAACACAGCCGGAAAAUCAAGGAAGCGCAAAAUUCAGGCCAAACAAAAUCAGCAGUGACCGUUGAAAAUCAAAACAAGUGAAAAGCCACACAAAAAGGAGAAAAACGUUAACUAUGUUUUGGGCGGUGAGUCGGGCGGUGAAGAAGAUCAAGAUCAAGACCCCGAAUCUGAGUCAAGAUCCAAGUAGAAAUCCGAAUCCGAAUCCAAUUCCAAAUCUGAACAAGAUGUGGCAGCAGCAGCAGCCGGCGAUAUACUAUUCGACCGAAUCCGUUCGAGUAACUCACUCAAUAUCCGGCGAACGUUGCCAAUCCCAUUUACUUCCAGCUGACAACAACAGCGGAUCCGGCGGCGGAGGAGGCGGUGGCUCUGGGAACAACAAUAGUGCUAAUAGCGGGAAGAACUCGACUCACAGGAUCGAAGAGUCGUCGCCCAGUGCCAUUACCAAUCGGUUGCUGGGCCAAUGGCGCAAGAACUUCUACAGCGAACCGAAGAAUCUGCUGGCGCAGAACGUCUGCUCCCGCGUCGAUCCCUUCGAUGUGUGCCUAUCCAGGAAGGCACUGGAGACCACCAACCAUGUGUUCAACUACAAGGUGGAGACUGAGGGCAAGCCGGUGACCAACCAAAGGAGUUCCGGCCGCUGCUGGCUGUUUGCGGCCCUCAAUUGCAUCCGCCUGCCAUUCAUGAAGAACUACAAUCUGGACGAGUUCGAGUUCUCGCAGGCCUUCCUCUUCUACUGGGACAAGAUCGAGCGGUGCAACUACUUCCUCAAUAACAUCGUGAAGACGGCGCAGCGGGGCGAGAAGGUGGACGGCCGGCUGGUGUCCUUCCUGCUCCUCGAUCCCACCUCCGAUGGCGGCCAGUGGGACAUGCUGGUCAACCUGAUAACCAAACACGGCCUCAUGCCAAAGAAAUGCUUCCCAGAGAGCUUUAGCUGUGAGUCCAGCAUACGAAUGAACGCCAUACUGAAGAGCAAGCUCCGGGAGUACGCCCGCCACUUGCGCGAUCUGCUGGACCAGAACCCAACGGAUGAGGAGAUCGCCUGCAAGAUUCAGGAGCAGAUGGCUGAGAUCUACAAGGUGGUGGGUAUCUGCCUGGGCAUUCCCUCGGAGACCUUCACCUGGGAGUACUACGAUAAGAGCAAGAACUACCAAUCCAUCGGACCGGUCAGCUCGCUGGAAUUCUACGAGCGCUAUGUGAAGCCGCAUUUCAACGUGGAAGACAAAGUGUGUCUGGUCACCGAUCCUCGGCCGACGAGUAGCUAUGACCAAGCCUACACUGUCGACUGUCUGGGGAAUGUGGUUGGCGGCCGUCCCGUCCUGUACAACAACCAGUCGGUGGAACUGCUCCUGGCCAUGGUCACCAAGUCGCUGAAGGCCGGCGAAGCCGUUUGGUUCGGCUGCGAGGUCAGCAAGCGAUUCGCCUCCAAGCAGGGCAUCGAGGAUGUGGACGUCCACGAUUUCAAGCUGGUCUUUGACAUCGACAUUCAAACUACAUUCUCCAAGGCGGACCGUCUGAUUUAUGGCGAAUCGGCCAUGACCCAUGCCAUGGUUUUCACCGCCGUCUCCGUGGACAAGAGCGGCAUUGCCCAGAAACUGCGAGUGGAGAACUCGUGGGGCGAGGAUCGCGGCGAGAAGGGCUACCUGGUGAUGAACGCCGACUGGUUCAGGGAGUUUGGCUUCGAGGUGGUGGUGGACAAGAAGUACGUGCCCGAGGAUGUGCUGCGCGUGUUCGACAUGGAUCCGAUCGUCCUGCCCGCCUGGGAUCCCAUGGGCACGCUGGCGCAGUAGGCCGGCAUCCAAAUAUAUAUUUAAAUACAAUAUAUACAAAGCUUUACGAGCAGCAAUCUUCGAACGGCAUCCAAGUGUUCGAGUUACCAGCUUUCAGUUUUUGUGUACAUUAUUUUUCUCUGGCCAGUUGCCACAUUUUACGAGCACCACCCGCACCGCCCGAUCCCCCAGGUGUAUGCAUAUGCAAUAUAUCAGUCCAAGUCCCCAAUCUUUGUCAAUUCUGUAAAACAAUCAUUUUGUGUUUAGCGCCUAAGUAAAAAAUAUCUCAGUUCUAUCCCAAA
Molecule: messenger RNA, 2203 nt
Organism: Drosophila subpulchrella
Lineage: Eukaryota; Metazoa; Arthropoda; Insecta; Diptera; Drosophilidae
Product: bleomycin hydrolase
Exons: 5
Coding region: 249-1922 (557 amino acids)
Biological process (GO): response to toxic substance; proteolysis; L-homocysteine catabolic process
Cellular component (GO): cytoplasm
Molecular function (GO): cysteine-type aminopeptidase activity
Source: RefSeq, a predicted model, not a curated record